CUCCCUUUUCCACACUAGUUCAUAGUUGUUUGAGUGGUGGCGUUAGUAGGUCGCUGACAGGAAAGCGGAACUAGCUAACUAGCAAGCUAGCAGCACUUUAGCUAGUUUAACGAGUUGCCCCUGGAUCCUGUCCAAUUUACGAUACUUGAGCAACUUUUCAGAAAAUGCCACAAAAUAUCGAGCUCGGUGCCACAGGAGGAGCCUCCAAAAAGGACAGCAGCAACAUGGAAGACAUGACUGUGGAACAGAUGACCAUGAGGGCCAACCAAGUGACUGACGAGUCACUGGAAAGCACACGGAGGAUGCUGCAGAUGGCAGAGGAGAGCAAACAGACCGGCGUAAACACCAUAGUGAUGUUGGACCAGCAAGGAGAACAGCUGAGGCGUGUGGAGGAGGGCAUGGACCAGAUCAACCAGGACAUGAGACAGGCUGAGAAAAACCUCACCGACCUCUCCAAGUGUUGCGGCCUCUGUGUCUGCCCCUGUGACAGGGUCACAUCUAUUGAGCACGACUCAAGAUACAAGCGUACUUGGGGCAUUGGAGGAGAAGAAGGCGAAGUUGGCGCUAAUGGCUCAAAAGUAGUGUCAAGGCAGCCCUCAGGUGUUCGCAACGGCCAGGCUGCCCAGGUGAACACCUCGGCACCUUCAGGCCCCUACAUCAAGAGGAUAACUAAUGAUGCACGUGAGGAUGAGAUGGAAGAGAAUCUGGAGGCAGUUGGCAGCAUCAUCGGCAACCUGAAAAAUAUGGCUUUGGAUAUGGGCAACGAGAUAGACCAGCAAAACAAACAGAUUGACCGCAUCACUGACAAGGCGGACAUGAACAACCUUCGCAUUGGUGAAGCAAAUCAGAGAGCCAACAAGCUCAUCAAAUAGACAAGGAACCAAGCUUCUGCCAAUUUCAUCUAUCAACCUUGAGCCUCUGUCGCCACACACACACACAUACUCAUACACACACUCACACACACACACUGCAUACUUUUCGCAUAUGUACAAACACGCACUCUUUGACAACACAUAAAAGAAAUCCACUCUGGAAGAAAUGUUUUUGCCAGCAGUGUGCCUGCCUUUACUGCACUAAGAUGUAAAUAGAAUAUACAAGCAUAUAUACAUUUUAAAAAUUGGCCACCACCACAUACCCUUAAACAUAUACAUUCAUAGUUAUGCUGGACUUGGAGAAGCAUUGUGGGCAUCAGAAACUGCUUCAAAGAGCAAGUGACUGAUUACCUAUCACUGCCGUUUGAUACCAAAUAUGCACCAGACCUGUUGUAUCAUAUCACAACACUCACAGGAAGGGAAGUAGCACAGGUCAGCUGCUCUUCUUUCUUAGCUUUUUUUCCUGUUGGCCUUUCUCUUAAAGUCAAGAACUAUGAACUAUCUGUCUGUGUGUGAGUCUCUGGUAUGUAUGGAUGGAUGAGGUCACUGAUCCAUAGUCUUUAGAUGUCUUUUAGUGAUAUAAAACACACCAUUAAUUUAUGUAUCACCCCGCCAUUGGUCUUGUCUUGAUAGAGCUGCAUCUAGUUUAAUCAUAAAACAUAGUCCAUGGUCUGAAAGGAAUGCGUCUUCCUCAAAUCCUUAUUCGUUCAAUGUGUAACAAAGUUUAUUGUAUCAUGUGUAUUAUUUUGAGAUGAUAUGCUUAUUUAAUUAUACUUUAUCAAGCAGAAAUGACUUGUGAAUAAAGUUGUCUUUUAUUUAACACUUUGUUCCCAUGUCAUUUAUGCCAUUUCAGAUGUAAAAGCUACUUCAAAAAAUAUCAAAUGUUGUGCUUUGGAGUGAAUCAUGCUGGAAUUCAAAGCACCUACCCCUGAAUGAGAGCAAUUCAAAGUUAUUUUUUAAAAUUUUCUGACUGAUGGAAAGUCAAGGUUAUUGUAACUAUUGCAGGAAUAUUGCAAGCCGCUGACCUGGAGUUAGAAAUUUAAUGUAUAGCAGUCAGUUUUCCUUCAAAUGUGAAGGAGGGUCAGUAACAUUUACUACAUGCUCCUCCAAAGCAUCUAGUUCACCUUAUAACAACACUGAGUAUGGUAAACAUAACAGUAAAUUUGUCAUCAGAGAAUCAACUGCUGUACUUAAUAUUUAGUGUCACAUGAGGUUUUUCUUGUUCUGACCGCAGUGUUGAUGUAAAUACUGAAACAUACUGUAGCUGUUUAUUAAUUGCCUGUAGUCACUCUGUUAAUCUAAGUUCAUUCUUCUUUCUCCGUUACCUCCUGGUUAAUAGAGAUUUAUAGCACCCAAGAGGAGAUUUAACAGCCUGGGCAGGGUUCCUACACAAGCCUGGUAAUGUGUGGAAAAUUAAUUUCCUCAAGUUUAAUAAUUGUCUGUAAAAGCAUGAAAACAAAUGCUCAGUCUUGAAACACAUGGCUGUGCAUUGUUAAAUCCACACUAUAAUUUCUCAUGUUGUCUCACUAGGUCAUUGUCAGUAUGCAGCAAAUGCAGCAGCUUUGCUAUAACUAAAAUAACCUAGAAUUUUUGAAAGUAAAGAAAUUAGUCUGGUAAAUACUGGAAUUUAGAAAUGGGAGAAAGUGUAGGAUCCCUGUCCAUUCAAUGUAGAUGGUCCAUGGUUGUGUUGUAACAGCCAGUGUAUCACAAACAGUUCCUCUUGCACCUGUUCUGUAAAUAGCCAGUUUUCAGAGCAGAGCUACAGUAAAAUGAUAAUAUCUGAUGAUGGAAAGCAUAAUUUGUUUUGUCAAAGCUGUAGCCAGGCUGAGAAAUUACUGCUGGCAGCCAGAUGCAAAAAUAUACAUGUAAAUGAAUGUUGUUUAAGGGGUAAAUGUAGAAGCAGAAUAAGUCCUGGCGGGCUCUGUUAAGGCCUCGCUGUGGAAAAUUGGCUAAUGAUAAAGUAAUGCCGUAUGCUGAAAAUAUCUCUCAUAUGCAUCUUCUGGCUUGUUUGUUUUGAAGAAAAAUGAUCAUUUGUAUGCUCUGCUGCAGGCAUACACCUAUUGAGUUUGUAAAGAUUGAAAUGAGCUGUUAUUCAGGGCUUUGUAUUGCUAUAAGUGAUCAUCCUCAGCCUGUUACUUGUCAGCUGAGAUCUAAUUAGUCUAGCCUGAGGCUGCCUCGCUGUCUCGAGGCUGUUUAUUCAUUGUUUUACCAACAGCCACUGGAAUGUAAAUACAACAGUUUUGUCUAUUUUGAAUAUAUUCAUAUGCAGCUCAACUUAUCUGAAAUUAGCUCGGUGAACGGAUGACUGUUCAACAAAGUAAAAAUGCAUUUUGUUUCACGCCUGCCUCUGUUAAAUUGUUUGUACUCAAUAAAUCUAUUCUCAAAUGCA
This is a messenger RNA of Lates calcarifer (barramundi perch), 3261 nucleotides long. Its product is annotated as synaptosomal-associated protein 23. The record is from RefSeq and is a predicted model, not a curated record. NCBI's taxonomy places the organism in Eukaryota, Metazoa, Chordata, Actinopteri, Centropomidae. Gene Ontology annotation, molecular function: SNAP receptor activity; syntaxin binding. Gene Ontology annotation, biological process: synaptic vesicle priming; synaptic vesicle fusion to presynaptic active zone membrane; exocytosis. The transcript has 8 exons. Gene Ontology annotation, cellular component: plasma membrane; SNARE complex. Bases 165 to 872 code for a protein of 235 amino acids.